GAUACUGCACUCUAGGCCAGGAGCUAAACCGUCAAUUGAUCGGCAAUGAUGUCAGGUUGGCCACGAUAGAGAGGCACACGAGUCGGAAAACCGGGAACAGAAUCUUGGCGAUCUUGGCAGUCCCCGAGGCAUAUAGCACCCUGCCGUGCCCCGUCCUUGACAAUACAUAGCUUCCCCGAUCGCUGUUCACAUUAUUGCCUCGUCGAGCCAUCAACCUGUUUUCUCACCCUUAAUCGUCUCAUAAGUCGGUCAUAUUAGCCUUGGAUUACUGUUGACGUCCUCACUCAGCCCUCGCCUUUCUCCCUCCGCAAACUCGCCGCAGAGGCCUACGUCUACUCACGUAAAGUGUAUACGUAUACUCCAUGGAAUUUGCUUCUGUCCAGGACCUGCUUCGCGUUGUCGUCUGUGCUUCUGCCUACAUGCGACAGCUCACCACUACCCCCAGAUAGAACGAGAAGAAUCUACCCCCCCCUCCGGCAAUAUCAAUAAACACCACUCCAGUAGCGACUUCUCAUUUAGACAUCACGACGCUGAAACCCCCCGUCAAGCUCUCUUCUCGGUCUCAUCAUGGGGUCCGGAAGAGCCAUGCAGUCCUCCAGUGAGGGGCACGUCAGCGGGCAAUCCAACCGCCCCAUGACGAUGCCCGCUCACUGCCUGACUUUGGUUCAGGUGGCCGAUGAGUUGAAGACUGAGCCUGCCAGCGGCCUUUCGAGUGAUGAAGCAUCCAGACGACUCGCGGAGUAUGGUAAGAAUGACCUCGGGGAGGCCCAAAAAGUGUCCCCUAUACGUAUUCUCAUUGCGCAGGUUGCCAACGCCAUGACCUUGGUCCUCAUCCUGGCUAUGGCUGUCAGUUUUGGCAUCAAAUCUUGGAUCGAGGGCGGCGUCGUCGCCGGCGUUAUCCUUCUAAACGUCGUUGUGGGCUUCUUCCAGGAAUAUUCCGCUGAGAAGACUAUGGACUCUCUUCGUUCAUUGAGCUCUCCUACAGCCCGUGCUAUUCGUGAUGGGCAGCCUCGGACUGUGGCUUCUUCCGAUUUGGUUCCCGGCGAUGUUAUUGAGCUCAAGAUGGGUGAUACCAUUCCAGCCGACGUUCGCGUCUUUGAGGCAGUCAACUUUGAAACGGACGAAGCUCUUCUGACGGGUGAAUCUCUUCCUGUUCGCAAGAAGGAAGACGUGACCUUCGAUGAGGUGACUGGUCCAGGUGAUCGCCUGAACGUGGCAUACAGCUCCUCAAACGUCACCAAGGGUCGCGCCAAGGGCAUCGUCUUCUCCACUGGUUCUUACACCGAGAUCGGCGCCAUUGCUGCUCAGCUCCAACAGAAGGAAACCAAAAUCCGGGAACCCAAGAAGACGCGCAAAGACAAGAACGCGCGUGCCAAGCCCCAUCGGUAUCUCGAGGCCUACUUGUUUACUAUCACGGAUGCCAUUGGUCGUUUCCUUGGCUUGAACGUUGGAACACCUCUCCAGAGGAAGCUGUCCAAGCUCGCUGUCCUACUGUUUUUCAUCGCUGUCGUAUGCGCUAUCAUCGUCUUAGGUGCGAACGAGUUCAGCUCCAGCCAGGACGUUAUCAUCUACGCAGUAGCCACAGGUCUUUCGAUGAUACCGGCCAGCCUGGUAGUCGUCCUAACGAUCACUAUGGCUGCUGGUACCAAGCGAAUGGUGAAGAGGAACGUAGUCGUCCGCAAUCUCAAGUCCCUCGAGGCCUUGGGUGCCGUGACAGAUAUUUGCUCCGACAAGACUGGCACUCUGACUCAGGGAAAGAUGGUUGCCAGGGGCGCCUGGAUACCCUCAAAGGGCACCUUUACCGUUGAGAACUCUACGUCGUCAAUCGACCCUACUUCUGGAGACGUUCGAUUCCACACUUCUGCGCCUCGUGCUAUCGACCUCAAGAAGGCUGGAGAAGUUUGUGGCCCAGUCAUCAAGCCUGAAAAGCACGCCUCCGAACCCGAUGCCGGCUUCGGCCUCUCAGAAUUCCUGAACGUGGCCUGUCUCGCCAACCUUGCCACGGUCAACAAGAACAAGGAGGGCACCUGGGAGGCUCGUGGCGACCCGACUGAGAUUGCCAUUCAGGUUCUAGCUAGUCGAUUUGGCUGGAAUCGCGUUGCCCUGACUGGGGACGAAAAGUCGGAGUGGAGAGAUGUCGCUGAGUUGCCGUUUGAUUCGGAUGUCAAGCGUAUGUCCGUCGUCAUGAGGAACAAGGAUGGCUCUCAUCAAGCUUUAACAAAGGGUGCCGUCGAGCGUGUUAUCGAGAGCUGCACCACCUAUACCCCCGACGCUUCUGGACAGCUUGUCGACAUUGACGGUUUCCGCGAUGAGAUCAUCCAGAACAUGCAGGCCUUGGCCAGCCUCGGCCUUCGUGUACUCGCUCUCGCCAGCAAGCCCAUGGCCGGCGAGGUGAAAGUUGACCCCGAGACUGGGGUUGACAGAGCCUCCAUCGAAUGCGAUCUUGUUUUUCGCGGCCUCGUCGGCCUCUAUGAUCCUCCGCGCCCCGAGUCUGCCCCCGCUGUCAGACAAUGCCACGAGGCUGGUAUUGAGGUGCACAUGUUGACUGGUGACCAUCCCGAAACCGCCAAGGCCAUCGCCAUCGAAGUUGGAAUUCUGCCCACGAAGUUGCACCUCGUUUCCAAAGACGUGGCGGGUUCGAUGGUGAUGACUGCGACGCAGUUUGACGCCCUCAGUGAUGAUGAGGUGGACUCUCUGCCUGUCUUGCCCCUUGUCAUCGCGAGAUGUGCCCCUAGCACCAAGGUCCGCAUGAUCGACGCUCUUCACCGCCGCGGACGUUUCUGUGCAAUGACUGGUGAUGGUGUUAACGAUUCUCCUUCGCUUCGCCGGGCUGAUGUCGGUAUCGCAAUGGGCGUCGCUGGUUCUGAUGUUGCCAAGGACGCUUCCGAUAUCGUGCUUUCCGACGAUAACUUCGCAUCCAUUCUGGCAGCUAUCGAAGAAGGACGUCGUAUCUUCGAUAACAUCCAAAAGUUUGUCCUCCACGUUCUCGCUGAAAACGUCGCGCAAGCUGGCACUCUCCUUGUUGGUCUUGCCUUUAAGGAUAAGACUGGGCUGUCAGUGUUUCCCCUUGCUCCCGUACAGGUCGUUUGGAUCAUUAUGGCGACUUCUGGACUACCUGAUAUGGGUCUCGGAUUUGAGCGCGCAGUCCCCGACAUUCUUCAACGGCCUCCUCGCUCGCUCAAAGCCGGUAUCUUCACGGUUGAGUUCCUUACGGACAUGGUUGUUUACGGACUCUGGAUCACUGCUCUCUGCCUAGCCAGCUUCACGCUCGUGGUCUAUGGCUUUGGUAACGGAGAACUCGGUGACAGGUGCAACGAGACGUUUUCUGAACCGUGCCAUCUGGUCUUCCGCGCGAGAGCUACCACGUUUGCUUGUCUAACUUGGUUUGCCAUUUUCCUUGCAUGGGAAAUGAUUGACACCAGACGUUCAUUCUUCCGUAUGCAACCUGGCUCCAAGCGUUAUCUCACCCAGUGGAUGUUUGACGUAUGGAGAAACCAGUUUUUGUUCUGGGCUAUUGUAUUCGGUUUUGUCACCCUAUUCCCUUUAAUCUACAUCCCUACUCUCAACACGGUGGUCUUCAAGCAUAGCCCAAUUACCUGGGAAUGGGGCAUCGUCUUCAUUGCUGCCGCUCUUUUCUUCGCUGGAGUUGAGGCCUGGAAGUUCGCUAAGCGAGUAUACUUCCGCAAACAGGAAACCAAGCGCCUUGGCAAGUCCUGGAAAGAGAGGGAUAUCGAAGAGCGCGUCUUUGGACAAUACUUCACUGGCAGCCGCCUUGAUGAGGGAACGGCUGAUGAGACGACCACGGACAAAGCCCAGUGAACACUUGUUUCUCUGCACCCACGUUCGGUGUUGUCGCCUCCACCGAGGCACAGGCGUGACUGAAUUCAACCCAGUCUACAUCAGUAAUUAAUGUCUGCGUAACCAGAUAGUUAUAACCGCUGUUUCGUUCUUUCUG
Colletotrichum destructivum is the source of this 3955-nucleotide messenger RNA. Its product is annotated as Putative P-type ATPase, HAD superfamily, P-type ATPase, transmembrane domain superfamily. The record is from RefSeq and is a predicted model, not a curated record. The transcript is spliced from 4 exons. Gene Ontology annotation, molecular function: ATP binding; P-type potassium transmembrane transporter activity; P-type sodium transporter activity. Bases 568 to 3819 code for a protein of 1083 amino acids. Gene Ontology annotation, biological process: monoatomic ion transmembrane transport; potassium ion transport; sodium ion transport. Lineage: Eukaryota; Fungi; Ascomycota; Sordariomycetes; Glomerellales; Glomerellaceae. Gene Ontology annotation, cellular component: plasma membrane.